Messenger RNA from Zingiber officinale, 2680 nucleotides. RefSeq names its product calcium-dependent protein kinase 17-like. Gene Ontology annotation, cellular component: nucleus; cytoplasm. Lineage: Eukaryota; Viridiplantae; Streptophyta; Magnoliopsida; Zingiberales; Zingiberaceae. Gene Ontology annotation, biological process: protein autophosphorylation; peptidyl-serine phosphorylation; intracellular signal transduction. The record is from RefSeq and is a predicted model, not a curated record. Gene Ontology annotation, molecular function: calcium-dependent protein serine/threonine kinase activity; calcium/calmodulin-dependent protein kinase activity; ATP binding. The coding region runs from base 191 to 1921 and encodes 576 amino acids. The transcript is spliced from 7 exons.
CAGUGUGUCUGUAUUUAAGGACACGAAAUAUUCUUGUUUUUAUAAUUUAGCCGGAAGCUUUACGUUAUCUCGAUCGCUAAAUCCACGCAGCUUGCGAUACCCGAUUCUUUCACCCGCUCCGCUUUCGGAAUUAUCGCCGCUGAGAUCGCGGUGGAGACGGCGCCGCCGCCGCCUUUGUCGGCCCUCACAUAUGGGCAACACCUGCGUCGGCCCCUACAUCGACCACCAGAGAUUCCUCCAGUCCAUCUCCGCCGGUGUCCUCUGGCGCCCCCGCGAAUCCCCCUCCGACCCCUCCCACCCCACUAACCCUAAGGCAGCCGGCGACGCCCAGACUCCACCAACCCCCGUUUCCAUCUCCUCCGACGACCUCAAGUACCCACCUCCUCCCCCUCCCUCCACGGUACACGAUUCGGUCGCUUCCUCCCCUGCCGCCGGCCGCUCUCGGCCUCGUGUCGACCGCCUCCCCAGCGCCGGCCUCCGCGUCUGCUCCGUCCUCCCACGCAAGACCGAAAACAUCAAGGACCACUACAUCCUCGGGCACAAGUUGGGGCAGGGGCAGUUCGGCACUACCUACCUCUGCGUCGACAAAGUCACUCGCAAGGAGUUCGCUUGCAAGUCUAUCGCCAAGCGGAAGCUCGCCUCCGACGAUGAUGUCGAGGACGUGCGGCGGGAGAUCCAGAUCAUGCAUCAUCUUUGCGGCCAUCCCAACGUGAUAUCGAUCGUCAGUACCUAUGAGGACGCCGUCCACGUGCACCUCAUCAUGGAUCUAUGUGCUGGCGGAGAGCUCUUCGAUCGCAUCGUACAGAGGGGGCACUACUCCGAGAAGGCUGCUGCCGAGCUUGCUAGGGUCAUUAUCGGGGUUGUGGAGGUGUGCCAUUCUAUGGGAGUUAUGCAUCGCGAUCUCAAGCCCGAGAACUUCCUAUUUGUCAACAAGGACGAGAACUCGCCACUCAAAACCAUUGAUUUUGGACUAUCCGUUUUCUUCAAGCCAGGGGACACAUUUACGGAUGUUGUUGGAAGUCCAUAUUAUGUUGCCCCAGAAGUACUUCUCAAGCGUUAUGGUCUAGAGGUGGAUGUUUGGAGUGCUGGCGUAAUUAUUUAUAUCCUGUUAAGUGGGGUCCCACCAUUUUGGGCUGAAACAGAGCAAGGGAUAUUUGAACAAGUUUUAAGAGGUGAGCUUGAUCUUAAAAUGGACCCCUGGCCUAGUAUAUCAGAGAGCGCCAAAGAUUUGGUUAGAAGAAUGCUUGUCAGAGAUCCAAAAAGACGAUUAACUGCUCAUGAAGCACUAUGUCAUCCUUGGGUUUGUGUUGAUGGUAUAGCUCCUAGCAAGCCUCUUGACUCUGCUGUACUUACUCGGUUAAAACAAUUUUCGGCGAUGAACAAGCUCAAGAAAAUGGCAAUAAGGGUAAUUGCUGAGAGCCUAUCGGACGAGGAAAUUGCUGGUUUGAAAGAAAUGUUUAAGAUGAUUGAUGCAGAUAAUAGUGGCCAAAUCACGUUUGAGGAACUCAAAAUAGGCUUGAAAAAAGUUGGUGCCAAUCUCAAGGAGUCUGAAAUUUCAGCUCUGAUGAAAGCUGCUGAUAUCGACAACAAUGGUACUAUCGACUAUGGAGAGUUCAUAGCUGCUACCUUGCAUCUAAACAAGAUAGAGAGAGAGGACAACCUAUUUUCAGCCUUUUCAUAUUUUGACAAAGAUGGUAGUGGCUACAUAACACAUGAUGAGCUCCAGAAAGCUUGUGAAGAAUUUGGCAUCCAGGAUGCACACAUAGAAGAGAUAAUUCAAGAAAUCGAUCAGGAUAAUGAUGGAAGGAUAGACUAUAAUGAGUUUGUCACAAUGAUGCAAAAAGGAAAUGCUGUUUUUGGCAAGAAGGGUCCCCGGAGCAAUUACAGCUUUGGACUUAGGGAGGCAUUGAGACUGGGCUAAUGCUAAUCAGGUUGGCUUUUUUAUAUUUUUUUAAUGUUUUUUUUUCAUUAUAAAACCACUAUUGGCACGCUUUUAUUUCGAUAGUCUAAAUUAUUAUUGUUGUUAUUAAUUAUUGUUGGGUUAAAAUUCUAUUUUAAAGUCCUUUUUGGGGAUGUGGAUGUGUAAUUGGCUGAUGAGAGGAACAGACAUAAAAACAUCUUUGACUCGCAAACAAAUCAUCAAACUUCCUGAGAGUUUGAUUUCAUUACAGAGUGAAGCUGUAAUGAACUGCUAACAUUACAGAGUGAAGCUGUUUUCCUGCGUGAAGCAAUUCAUUUCUUCUUAAUUUGUGAUGAUAGACACUUUAAACUUGAAGCUUCCAUUUUCCAGACAGUUCACUGUAAUCUUAAUCUCAACGUAUGCAUUGACAAAGGGGGGGAACAACAUUAGUGAAGGUCCUUCAAAGGGGAUUCUCCUUCACCAGAGGCUCGACAAAACUUGGCAUGGCGGUCAGCAUGAGCCAAAACCGGCAUGCAUGAACUGUCAAACUGUUAACAUUCUUUUUCAUCUACAAGAACCACAACAUUGUUAUAGCUUCAUUUGAAUGUUCCAUGACCUUUCAACUAGAAACUUGUACAUGUGUUUAGAUAACCCGUGCCUUGGUGAGCUGGAGAAUUUUGCAUUAGGUUAGCUUAAUAUAGAAGUAUCCUCUGUGGUUGUGAUGAAAGCACUAGCUGUACAUGUUUCUAUCUCUUGGUAUUGCUAAACGGCGUUUUUUUA